AUGACGCUACUGUGCAAUCGAAAGGGACCCACUCUCUUCCCUGAUGCGCAGCAGGGCGUCCAGACACUUUCUCAAAUGCCGUUCUUGCUUUCUCACCUGGCGCAGAUCAAGACGAUCUACCCCGAAGCUUACGCGCUCGAAGCACGCAAGACGCAUCCUAAAGAAAAGUUGCUACACCCAUCGUUCCACGAGCGACUGGUGGCGUUCAAGGCGGAAGGCAACAUCGCAUCAUCAUCCACCUUCGAAGUUCCGCUUUCUCCCCUGCCAGAGGUCCCCACCGCUGCCUCCCUCGCCCAGGCCAAGUCUGCGAAGUCGAGCCACAACGCAACGAUGGAACGCGAAGAGCCCGCACCGGCCAGCGCCACCGGGCAAGAUGAUAUCGAAACCAACAUCAAAGCAGGCGCGACGAAAGCGAGAUUCCCAAGCAACACUAAGGAGGGACGUGCGGAGCGAUACGCCGCCGUGCUGCGACGAGUGAAGGAGCGCGAGGCUAAACUGGCCGCAGCAGGCAGUGCCGAGGAGCAGAAGGAGGCCUUCUUGUUCAAGUCGCUCCCUCAGCUCAACCUCGUCUUGCGGUCGCUGUUCGUGGUCAAGAAGUUCAAGCCCAUCCCGCUCGACGAAGCUUUGGUCCAACUAUGUUCGUCCUAUCGCGAUGCCUUCGGCUUGUCCGUGGAGCGGCAGGACGUGGAGCGGAGGCUGAAGAUGCUCAAGGAGCUGAUGCCGGACAUGCUGCAGACGAAGGAGGGCAUGGACCGCAAGGUCUUCCUCGUCCUCCCGCGCGGGGCCAUCCCCGGCGAUCGCCUCCAGGCCGCCAUCGACGCCAAGCAACAACCACAGGACCAGAAGAUGGCGAUCGACGCCACCGUGUCGAAGGCGUGA
Molecule: messenger RNA, 879 nt
Organism: Acanthamoeba castellanii str. Neff
Lineage: Eukaryota; Discosea; Longamoebia; Acanthamoebidae
Exons: 6
Coding region: 1-879 (292 amino acids)
Biological process (GO): DNA replication preinitiation complex assembly; regulation of DNA-templated DNA replication initiation; mitotic cell cycle
Cellular component (GO): nucleus
Molecular function (GO): DNA polymerase binding; DNA binding
Source: RefSeq, a predicted model, not a curated record